GUUUGCGGCGUGGAGGGGGGAGGUCUCGGUGUCUGUCUGUCAGGUAACGGCGGUGAUGGCGACGUACGUGAGCGAGCUGGAGGCGGCUAAGAAGAGCCUGAGCGAGGCUCUGGGCGAGAAUGUGAAGCAGUACUGGGCCAACUUGAAGCUCUGGUUCAAGCAAAAGAUAAGUAAGGAGGAGUUUGACCUGGAAGCACGCAGGCUUCUCACGCAAGACAAUGUCCACUCUCACAACGAUUUCCUCCUGGCUAUUCUUACCCGAUGUCAGAUCUUGGUUUCUGCACCAGAAGGUGCUGGAUCUCUGCCAUGGCCAGGGGGCUCUGCAACUAAACCUGGAAAACCCAAAGGAAAGAAAAAGAUUUCUUCAGUUCGACAAAAAUUUGAUCACCGGUUCCAGCCUCAGAAUCCACUGUCUGGAGCUCAGCAAUUUGUGGCAAAGGAUCCUCAGGAGGAUGAUGAUUUGAAGCUGUGUUCUCAUACCAUGAUGCUUCCUACACGUGGCCAGUUAGAAGGAAGGAUGAUCGUAACUGCGUAUGAGCACGGGCUAGACAAUGUCACAGAGGAGGCAGUGACCGCAGUUGUUUAUGCUGUGGAGAACCAUCUUAAGGAUAUUCUGACAUCUGUGAUAUCCAGGCGGAAAGCCUAUCGUCUGAGAGAUGGCCAUUUCAAGUACGCCUUUGGAAGCAACAUUAACCCUCAGCCAUAUCUCAAGAACAGUGUUGUUGCUUAUAACAAUUUAAUUGAGUGCCCUCCAACCUGUGCGACACCUGCUGGCCAGAGCCUAGCUCCCCAGCCCCCGCCUGACGAUGCUGAGCAGCAGGCAGCUCUGCUCCUGGCCUGCUCUGGAGACACCCUACCAGCAUCCCUCCCGCCGGUGAACAUGUAUGACCUGUUUGAGGCGUUACAGGUACACAAAGAAGUUAUUCCAGCACACACUGUCUACGCUCUAAACAUUGAGAGAAUUGUCAUGAAACUCUGGCAUCCAAACCAUGAAGAGCUACAGCAGGAUAAAAUCCAUCGCCAGCGCCUGGCGGCGAAGGAGGGCCUUCUGCUGUGCUAGAGGCAGCCAUGUCAGGCCUCAGAUGGCUACACUGCUGUUCCUUGGACUUGACAUUCAGAUGCUUCUUACAAACCUGUGUCAGCAUUUCAAGGAUGACAGAAGUUAUGAGUCAACUUUCCUAUGGAAAUACGAGUUGUGGUACACUUUCUCUGCUUUCCUGGAGUCAUGUGCCAUGGAGUGCUUGCAGCAAUCCCACUGAAUUGGAAAGGAGAAACAGAUUUGUUUGCAAAGACUGUUUUUUAGGAAAAAAAAAAAGUGAAAGAGAUCGUCUUAAAUAAGGUGGUUUUGUGUUUUCUUUUGUAAGCACAGGGAAUCUUCCUCCCUGCCCUCCCCUCUCGGGUAGUUUCCCAUCUGAGCUCCUUCUCCAGAGGCCUUCUCCAACGCAUGUUGCGGUUGGUAGCAUUGUUUUCCAUUCUGUUGUGUGUGAGCUGCUCACUCAGAGGAGUGAGUGAGACAAGGCUCUGAGGUUGAUGAGGACAGGGAGGCAUGACUUUCUGUUUAUGGUCAUGGGCAAAAGACAGACUUGUUAGGGGAAGAAAAGAGAAACAUCAAUUUAAUUAAAACACCACCACCACUUAAUUUAACAAUCAGAGUAGGAUGGUGAGCAGAAUUGCCACAUCUUAAAAACACCUUCCCUCCAUCCCUCCCUUCUUCCUGGGCUCAACUUUGCUCCUGCUUUCUCUACCUCCUCUA
Molecule: messenger RNA, 1753 nt
Organism: Athene cunicularia (burrowing owl)
Lineage: Eukaryota; Metazoa; Chordata; Aves; Strigiformes; Strigidae
Gene: TADA1
Product: transcriptional adaptor 1
Exons: 8
Coding region: 56-1060 (334 amino acids)
Biological process (GO): regulation of transcription by RNA polymerase II
Cellular component (GO): SAGA complex
Molecular function (GO): transcription coactivator activity
Source: RefSeq, a predicted model, not a curated record